CUUCUGUCAGACGAGAUAAUUAUCUUACAAUAUAUUCAUAUUUUUAUAUAUUUAUUUUACAUUUUAUCCACGACGUCUGACCGCUGAAGUCUCACCGUGGACCGACUGUACCGGGGGGAAUGUUGAUAGUGUAACACCAGACUUGAGAAGAAGAAGCUGCUCGCAUCUCUUCACUGUUAAUUUGUUUUAGCUGCAUUUUCUGUCACAUUACUUUUAUUUUAUCCACCGUAAAUGAGUCGCGGAGGAGACAGUGACGAUGACAGCAGCGGGAAACGGAGGGUCGCGUAUGUUUACAGCCCGGAGUACAUCGAGACUUGCGACAGUUUAUCCAAAGUGCCAAACCGGGCGAGUAUGGUCCACUCACUGAUAGAAGCAUAUGGACUCCUUAAACACAUGAGCACCGUUAAACCUCAAGUGGCCACCAUAGAGGACAUGGCCAAGUUCCACACAGACUCUUACCUGGAGCAUCUUCACAAGAUCAGCCAGGACGGAGACAACGAUGACCCCCAGUCGGCCGACUAUGGCUUGGGUUAUGACUGUCCAGUGGUGGAGGGGAUAUAUGACUAUGCGGCAGCAGUAGGGGGCGCUACACUGACAGCAGCCCAGUGUCUACUGGAUCAGAAGUGUGAGGUGGCCAUCAACUGGGCAGGAGGGUGGCACCAUGCCAAGAAGGAUGAGGCAUCAGGUUUCUGCUAUGUAAACGACGCCGUGUUGGGAAUCCUCAAACUGAGGGAGAAGUACGAGAGAGUCCUCUAUGUGGACGUUGACCUGCAUCAUGGAGACGGUGUUGAGGACGCCUUCAGCUUCACAUCCAAAGUCAUGACCGUCUCUCUGCACAAGUUCUCCCCUGGAUUCUUCCCAGGUACGGGUGACCUGUGUGACACGGGGCUGGGUAAAGGCCGUUGGUACGCCGUGAACGUCCCACUGGAGGACGGCAUCAAGGAUGACAGAUACUACCAGAUUUUUACCAGUGUGAUGCAGGAAGUGAGGGCGCAGUUCAACCCGGAGGCGUUGGUCAUGCAGCUGGGUGCCGACACCAUGGCGGGCGACCCCAUGUGCUCCUUCAACAUGACCCCAGUGGGGGUGGGCAAGUGUCUGCGACAUGUCUUGGAGUGGCAGCUACCUACACUGCUGCUGGGAGGAGGAGGUUAUAACCUUGCUAAUACGGCUCGCUGUUGGACCUACCUGACGGCAGCAGUGCUGGGAAAGACUCUCUCGUCUGAGAUACCAGACCACGAGUUUUUUACAGAGUACGGACCCGACUACUCGCUGGAGAUCAGCCCAAGCUGUCGACCAGACCGAAACGACACCAAACACCUGGACCAGGUCAUCAGCACCAUCAAAGGUGUGUGUGGGUGUAAUGUGUGGAUGCACAGGGAAUUUAAAGAAUGUGGUUUAGGAGUCGGCAGCCUCCUUCUCCUCCUCCACACACACACACACACACACACACACACACCAUGUUUCCAAACCAGGUCGAUGCUCGGCGGCUUUUAAUGAAGACAAUAUGGAGCAGACCCCUUCAGCCCUGAGGCAUGGAGCGAACGAGGGAGCGAUGAAGGCAGGAAAAAGGAGAGCGAGAGAGAAGGUUUUGGAAAACAUUAGCUGAGUGUUUCCAGGGGAAAACAGUUUAAUAAGGGGGGGGGGGGUGAUGUGGUUGCUGUACAGUGUCCACUGUUUAUAAUCCUUUUGUUUUUUGGAAAAGGUAUUUGUGUUUGUGUGAAUGAGAGUUUGUGGUGAGUUCAGUGUGGGUAUGUAAAACAGAAUUAUUACAAGGGGGGGUUACAGUCAGUGCACACAGAGUUUUUUGGUAUCAAGGGAUGCGUUUGUGUACGUCCUAUCAGUCGGAUAUUUCAAACUAAAUGGAAAAACAGAUAUAUUCAGGUGUCCAGUUUCACGCUCACUGCGGCGCUGCUGUUAUUUUACCCCCCUGAGCAUGGAUAAGCACUAAAACAGACAAAAGGCAAAACAGCGAGGUUCCCCAAACACCUUGUUAUACUUGUAAAAACCCCGAGUUUCUCAGCAGGUCCGGAAAGUCCUGAAAAGAAUUGAGAAACUUGGAAAGUUUACAAAUAAACAGUCAGGAAAAGUUUGGAAAACAGACAGAAGUUGAUUUGCUCAGCCACAUUGUUUUGACCUCUGGGCAAAAGCUGUAAAUUAAACAUCUGGACAGAGUUUGUUAUUGUCUGUCCGUGGAAAAAAAGAACUUUUUAACUUUCCCUGCAUAUUUUCCGUUUAAAAUUCCAAAGAUUUCAUGAACUUUAAGAAGCUUUUAGAAGCAGUCCUAAACUGGUCUGGCGUGACUGGAGAAGAACGUGUAAAUUAACAAACAUGGCUGCUGUUGGAAAAUUGACAGAAGCAGGUUUUCUCACAAGGACUCUUAAGUGUUUGGUCACUGAAACAUCAUGUUUUACUCUGUAUGGUGUUAAACAGCCACUUGCACAACAUUUUGUGAGUCUCACAUAGCCAGACCUAUCUCUAUGGUGCUGUAUUAGCACUAGAUAAAGGUCUGGAAUUACCAAUUAUCUUUCUGCGAUAGGGUAAAAAAAUGCUCUAGCUUGUUUGCAUUUUUUUAAACCAAUCAGAAUAGUGUUGGGCAAUGCUAUGCCCAGGACAGCGAUGGUGCCCUUGCAAAAUAGUGUCAGGGGUGAACUGAACAUUUGCACGUUGGGAUGCGAGCACUGUCAGCAAAAGAAAACACCACAAAAACAUGUAUGUCACUGAUAUGAUUCAGCUUUCAUGUUGAAGAGACGAAGAUAAUUUGAUAAUCGAUGCCCUCGAGGUGAAGCAUGACUACACUUUAGCUCUUGAGGAGCUCGCUGGACCUGUUAAAACCACAGACGAAUUGCUGGCUGUACGUGGCUCUAGCAGAACGUUAUUACGACGACAUCACAAAAGUUUGUGAAAUGGAUCGGUAUAUUAGUGAAGUCGCUCUCACUCGCAUAGGCUGCUGCCAGAGUUAAAAGAUGUGGCAAAUCGACUCCAACUGGUCGUGUAAGAAAACGUAACAACAUCGUACACGAGAGUCCUGCGAGACUGGGCUUUUCCAAGGUGCGUUCACAAAGUGUUUUAUUCUUCCUAGAUCUUUGCAACAGUUCACCGAUGCAACACAGCAGGCAUGCCUUAUUGCACAAUCCAAAUCUAGUUUGAAGUUGCUCGCUCGGAGGUUGUAGUUUCCCAUUGCGAAGUGGGUUUGGAAACAGUAACGCGCAGUUAGGGCAAGGAAUGGCAGUCUACAUCUGAUGAGUCGGACUACUACGCAGUUUAUCACUAAAAAAUUGACUGGAAUCCUAUGAAUCGGCAGGAAAAGCGGGUCUCCAAAAGAAGGAGUCUGCAGUAUACACGGUUACUCUUAAAAAAUAAGCUACUUGAUCUCCACUUCAGUUGCUUUUACAAUGUCCUCAAGAACUUUGCACCCACCAUGUAAAUGUAUAAUUUGUUGUUUUUCUGUGUUGCAUUUUUUUCUGUAUGGUUGUCAAAAAAUUCUAAAAACAUAACUGCAAAGUGCAUCUGAUUAUUCCCACAUCUGUAGAAGUUUGGAAAACAGAAACAUCUUGUUUAAUCCCCCCAGCUGUAGUGUUUCAGAUGUGGCACAUUAGUCACAUCACACAGCUGCACAUCAGACCGAACAGUGAAUCUGAAUCCUCUUAAUAAAGCCGAGGUGCACGUGGGAGUUUGACGCAAGUGGAGGCUCGAUGUUCGCAGCAUCACUGAACUGUUCUUAGAAUUUGGGAUUGAAUUUAUAAUCCGAAAUAUUGCAUUGAUCAGUCCCAGUGUUUAGCGCCAAAUUACUUUUUAAAAGUUCAUUUUUGACCAUAGAAAUAGUGGUUUUACAAAAAUAUAUCUAUCCACUGUGAGAUGUUCAAAAGCUCCAGAAAAGACAAGAAAGGAGACCUUGAGUUUUUUGUCAAACUACUAUAACUGUGGUAACUAAAAACAUUUCCAGGCAUUAUAAAACCAUUAUUAGUUGUUGCUGAAGACUCAAGGUUUCUUUUAUGUCAUUUCUUUUUAUUUUAUCUUGCAGAUGCUCAAAAAUAAGGUUAAACAGCUGCUGACUGAAAGAAAAACACAUUUUAAAUCUUCAAAUCCACUGCAGGUGAACAUGAAAUCUUAUGUAGGAGUAUUUUAGGAUGAAGUUUAUCUAUCAGAUUGUUUGGGACUUGAGAAGAAAGUAAGUUGUUUUUUUUUUAUGUUCAUGCAUUUGUUUCACAGAAUGACUUUUUUAAGAAAUCUGUCGGCAUGUUUUGAUGUACAUACCACGAGCAGUUGUCGAAAUAAAAGACAGGAGAGCAUGUUGUUGUCAUGUGUCUGCGCUGCGUGUUUAAGCAGUGAUUUAUGCAGUGCGGGCUGCUUAAUAGAGGCUUUAAUGGAGAGCGUUUGAAAGAGGAACCACAAAUGUCGAGCAGUUUCCUUUAGAAGUGAUGUUCCCCAAAUUAAUGGCCUGGAAAUUCACACCAAAUGUAGGAGUCACCAGUCGGAGCUGGCAUGUGCUGAACAGAAGUGAAUGUGUUGAGUGUGUGUGUGUGUGUGUGUGUGUGUGUGUGUGUGUGUGUGUGUGUGUGUGUGUGAGAGAGAGAGAGAGGAUUCCCUGUGAUCUUUAUGAACACUGCUGCGGUCACUUCGGCGGUUUGAGCCCAACGUAGCCGAAGCAAAUGAAACUCAUUACACCGUUUACGAGUUCGGAAAAGGAGAGACGAU
Messenger RNA from Epinephelus fuscoguttatus (brown-marbled grouper), 4695 nucleotides. RefSeq names its product histone deacetylase 8 (gene hdac8). The transcript is spliced from 11 exons. Bases 232 to 1494 code for a protein of 420 amino acids. The record is from RefSeq and is a predicted model, not a curated record. Gene Ontology annotation, molecular function: histone deacetylase activity. Lineage: Eukaryota; Metazoa; Chordata; Actinopteri; Perciformes; Serranidae.